Messenger RNA from Pyrenophora tritici-repentis Pt-1C-BFP, 930 nucleotides. The record is from RefSeq and is a predicted model, not a curated record. Lineage: Eukaryota; Fungi; Ascomycota; Dothideomycetes; Pleosporales; Pleosporaceae.
AUGCUUUUCCAAACCCUCCUCCUUGCUUCGACGGCUUCGGCCACUUGCAUGCACGGCUUGUCCUUUGCUAAGCGCGCAACGACUGAUGAAAUCAAAAUCAGCACCUUUGGCUAUGGCCCUCUUGACGGAGCCAUGAACUGGGCCUCCCUUGACGUUGCAAACGAGGCGUGCAGAAUGGGCAAGAACCAGUCGCCAAUCAACAUCGAUAACAGCAUCAGGCCCGCUCCCGCGCGUCCCGUCAUCUCUGUCCCAGAGGUCGACUCAAUGGACUUUCUCAACCUUGGUAGCACUAUUGAGGUUGUUGUAAACGGCACUACAAACUACGCUGGCACAGACUUCCGCAUCAAGCAGUUCCACAUGCAUACGCCUUCUGAGCACCACAUCAACCUAGAGUACUACCCACUCGAGAUCCACAUGGUGCACCAGGGCGUCAACGACCCCAGCCAACUCGCCGUCAUCGCCCUCAUGUUCGAAGUCUCAGACAAGAAGUCCUCUUCCAUCAUCAAGUCGCUCUCGGACUCGCUCCCCAAGAUCACAAAGCCCGGCACCAAGACGCCAAUCAAGGGCGGCAUCGACUUCUCUGACGUCGAGGACAAGCUCAAGAAGUCCGAAAUCCUCACCUACUCCGGCUCGCUCACCACCCCACCCUGCGCUGAGGGCGUCACCUUCCUCAUCGUCAAGGAGCCCCUUGACAUCUCCGUCGCAGACUUCAACGCCAUCAAGAAGAUUGUAAAGUUCAACUCGCGCGUCAUCCAAAACAAGCCCGGCUACCCCAACCUUGUGGAAGUUGGCAGCGUGUCUGGAACCCCCGGUGCCUACAUGCCCAACAUGACUCUGCCUGGCAACGCGACUGCGCCUGGCAACAACGCCACCGUGGCCAACGCCCCUGUGCCCGUCCUGUCCCCUAUCCCAUCCCCUUCUCCCGCUUAA